AUGUUUAAGAUUUUGGCCUUACUCUUAGUUGUUAAACUCUAUGCAACCGAUCUAAACACAUAGAAUGCUGAAGCUGAAGCUUAAUAAUAAUCACAGCAAUCAGGAUAAGAAAUUGAAACAGAAGGACAGAAAGUAAUUGCAAAAUUAACUGCUUGUUGGGUCUUAUCAGUUUAGGAAUUAUCAGAAGAGUAAAAAUAGGUGAAUGAAAUUAUAAAGAGUUAAUCUAAUUAAAACAGAGAGUCCAUCUUUUAUAAAAUAUAGACAACAAUGUUGGAGGAUUGUUAUUCGAGGGCUCCAGAGGAAGAAUUGAAUAAUGUGAUGAAAUCCAUUUAGGAAGAUAAAAAGAAUUACAAAUCAUUCAAAUAAUAAUUACCUGAUUUUAGUUUUGAUGUUUUUAAUAGUUCUUCAUUUGAUUGGACUUUUACCAAAAAUGAUGAAACUUUGAUUAAAUAUAUUAGGAGAUUUGAGGAAUGGGUUGCUUCAAAGAACACUGUUACAAACACAGUUCAAUAGCCAAAUUAGCAAAAAAGAGUUUUCGAUGAGUUAAAGAAGAAAAUUUCAGAAUUGAGUAAAAAGAGCUAAGCCAAGGAAUUAGAAACUGAUAAUAAAGAUUAAAUGGAUAGAUAUCAAUUUUAUCUCUCAAAAUAAUAGGGAAUGAGAGAUCCAAUUAAUUAUCUAUUUGCAGGAAUUGCUAUUUUUUGUUUCUGUUUAGUAUUUUAUAUAGUUUAUUCCAAAGUAAAUUAAUCUAACUAAGAUCCAAGAUUAGAUAAAAAGAAUAAGAAAUAAAAAUAAAAAAAAGAGUGA
Messenger RNA from Paramecium tetraurelia, 804 nucleotides. RefSeq lists its product as uncharacterized. NCBI's taxonomy places the organism in Eukaryota, Ciliophora, Oligohymenophorea, Peniculida, Parameciidae. The record is from RefSeq and is a predicted model, not a curated record. The transcript has 4 exons.